Messenger RNA from Cercocebus atys (sooty mangabey), 10779 nucleotides. It is a transcript of the gene MARK1, whose product is annotated as MAP/microtubule affinity-regulating kinase 1. Gene Ontology annotation, cellular component: cytoplasm. Gene Ontology annotation, biological process: protein phosphorylation; intracellular signal transduction; microtubule cytoskeleton organization. The transcript has 16 exons. The coding region runs from base 6343 to 8469 and encodes 708 amino acids. The record is from RefSeq and is a predicted model, not a curated record. NCBI's taxonomy places the organism in Eukaryota, Metazoa, Chordata, Mammalia, Primates, Cercopithecidae. Gene Ontology annotation, molecular function: tau-protein kinase activity; protein serine/threonine kinase activity; ATP binding.
GGCGUGAGCCACCAUGCUUGACCUUGUUCAUUUAUUUUUUAUUGCUAUUGUUGGAUCUCAUUGUAUGAAUAUGCCAUGCAUGGUUUAUCCAUUUUCUCCUUAAUAUACCACAUCUAUUUAUUUUCCUGUUAGUGGAUUUUAUUGUUCUAUGUUUGUAUUUUAUUUUGUUUUUCGAGUUAGUUAACUAUUUGUUUUUACUAUACAGAUAAUGAAUGACCAUUAUUGUGUAUAUCUUUUUGAGAAGAUAUAUAGAGGGAUGUCUCUCUCCAAGUAGAAUUGCUGGGUUGAAGGGCAUGCAUAACCUCAACUUUACUAGAUAAUGUCAAAUUGCUCUCCAAUGUAGCUGUACCAAUUUUUACUUAAGCCAGCACUGUAUGAGAUUUACUAUUGCUCCACAUUCUUGUCAACACUUUAUAUUACCAUGUUUUAAAACUUUUGCCAACGUUAUGGGUGUGAAGUUGUAUCUAGUUUUAAUUUUAAUUUCCAUGAUUUCUAAUGAAAUUGGCCAUCUUUUCAAAUUUAGGCUACUUUUAAUAUCUUCUUUCUGAAAUUAUUUAACUUCAUAUCUCCAACAAUUACUUUUACUGAGCACUGAUUUAUACCCAAAGCUGUGCAGGACCUUAGGAGAGAUUCUAGUAAUAUGAAAUUGGUACUGGUUUAUAAGAAAUUAUAAGAUUUAUAAUCUUCUUAUAAGAAUCUUAUAAUCUACCUAUGUGAAGACAAAACUUUGGGAAACUGACACAGGCUAUCAUUUAUAGGGUAUUUCCUUCUAUUACUUUGCAAUGAAUAAUUGGCUGCAAGUUAUCAACUUUAUAAAGAAAUACUGAAUAAUUAUUUUACUGUUGUAGUUAUAAAUCACCUAAUAUGUAUUCAUUUAAUUAUAUUCAGAUGUCUUUCUGUGCUGCGAUUUCAUAGGAAGACCUUAAGAAGUUAGCUUAAAUUGUUAUAGUGCUGCUAGCAAUAAUUUUACAAAAUACUUGACAUCCCAAUGAGAUGUCUAAGAGCUAAAAAAGAAAUGACAUGAUGAUCCUAGAAUUUAAAAAGCUGAAAGUUUAAUCUGUAGGAUUCUGUUAACGUAGAUAAAAUAUAUAUACAUAUAUACACAUAAUCCCUCAAUAAAUGGCACUUCUGAGAUAGUCUAGACAAGGACCUAGCAGUCUCUUGGAACUGCAUGUCACCUUCAGGGUAAAGCCACGCCCAUACUUCAUAUUAAUAGGCCAGUAAACUGUCAAAGAUACAGAUAGAAGUUUUACAAAGAUUGCAGUGAAGACAAAGAAGGGUUCCUAACCCUCCUAAAACCCAAAUCAGAGCACAAUCCUUGAAAGGUGAAGAAGGCUGUGUUGUAAGGCACAGGAACUGUGUGCCAGCCUUCUCCUAGCCCAGUUUACUGUGACUCUGAAGACAGCCUGGAAUAGCUCUCUCAGGAGGAACGAGCUCAACCAUUGCCUUUGUCAAGCUCCCAAUGACCACAGUGUUCUCCUUCUGCCAUCAAGCAAGCGAUGCAGAAGUCCUGUAACAUUGAGGAGAUCAAGGGCAACUUUAUCAGACUGGUGAGCAGGUCUGAUGGAGAGAAGACUAUGUGCAUUUGACUGGCCCCUGACUAUGACACUUUGGGUGUAACUGGAAUGAUGAUUGUUUAAGCCAUGUCCAGUUGGCUAGUUCUAAAAAUGGCAGAAUUUUUCUCAUCACAAAAAGUACUAGCAGAAGAAUGGAAGAGAUAGGAAGGAACAAAGAGCAGUUGAGAAGAGACAAGGAAAAUGCACAUAAUUGAGGCAAAUGUUGACUGACACUAAUGGGGUUUGGCUAUUCCUGACCUAAGCUCUAGCCAGGAAAGACCCAACUGAAAAGUCAAUAUCUCCAAAGAAUUGAAGAUUGUUUACUAACUUUAGUUAUCUGGAACAAAGCCAAGAACCAAGAAGGAAACAAUAAAGGCCUCUGAACAACUAGAAUAGCUGUGAUAUAGAAGACAUAUCUCGGGCCUUCACUCCUGACUUAUUUUCCUAAUUUAACACACAAUUCUAGCAAACUCUGGCCUUAAUUUCCAGCCUACAGCAAACCUGAAACAGUAAAUUCGAAGGGGAAUAGUAAAUUCAGAGCUCUCUUACUAAAUUUACAUUUGCUAGCAACAUUGUGUGACAUCACAGUUUGAAAAUGAGAAAGAAAAAGAACUGAAAAUUCACAUCAGAAACUCAAAUAGUAGCAUGGCACUACUAUUCUUAAAAAUACCUCUAUUUUUUGUACUUGUACCUGGAGCAUGUGACAUAUACAGUAAUUAACUUUUUAAAGAAUAACUCUCUGUUUCAAACCUCUUUUCAUAGUCUAAAUGUCCAUUUAACUCUCUCCACUGACCCAAAGAAGUGUGAAGAUUGGCACCUUGCUGAUGAGGAUCUGCCCUGGGUUAAAAGAUCACAUAUGUAUAUGUGGCUCUUCCUCUCCCUCUCCCUGCUGCCUUUUGCCUCAUGCAGCUCAUGCAGAAAACUCUGCCAUUAGCUUCAGUCUCUUUCUUUCAUGCAGCCAACUGGAAAAUAAAGAGUUAGACAGGGGUUGAGGGGAGUCCUGGAGAGGAAGAGAUAUCUUAGACAUUUGCUGAAGUCAUGUGAUACUUUUCAAUUGGCCAAAAUUCUCUAGAUUUGGAGGGUUAUCAUAUUAGUCUGCUAGUAGGACCAUCACAAAAUACCACAGACUGGGUGACUUAACAGAAAUUUUCUCACCUUUCUAGAGUCUGGAAAUUCAAGAUGAAGGUGUAGGCAGGUUUGGUUUCUCCUGAGGUCUUUCUCCUUGGCCUGCACAUGACUAGUUCAUCCCUGACAUUUCUUCCUCUUUUUAGGACACCAGUCACAUUGGAUUGGAACCCCACCCUUCUGACCUUACUUAACCUUAAUUAGCUCCUUGAAGUCCCUGUCUCCAAGUAUAGUCACACUGGGCAUUAGGGAUUCCACAUAUGAAUUUGCGGGGAACACAGUUCAUUUCAUAACAGGGAUCGAAAUCCAGCUGACAAUUCAAGUGUUUCUUUGGGAGGAGAGAUGAUUGAUGGGUUAGGAAUCUGGUAUUCCAUUAUCCUUACUCAGUAUACCUUGUAAAACAUCCUGAAGCUCCUUCUAACAGCAACCAUUCUUCGACAACUGCCUAUCAUUUUUAGUCAACACACACCCAAACCCACACACAUCUUAUUGUUAUCGCUUAUGUUUUUUUCUCUCUCUUUGUCCAAAACUGCUGAAGGAGAGGAAACUAAGGAUUGAACAAUGUACUCAAGACAUAUUUGAGAUAUAGGAACCCAAUGGCUGUGUAUUGUUGUUUUAAUUGGAAUUUAAAAUUCCAGUUAAAGUUAUCAUUAGAACUUUGGCCCUGCCUACCACUCUUUUUCUUGCUUCUUCUCCGGAUGGAAGUGGAGUGGCCUUCUGUUUAGGUGCUGUUUUUGUUGUGGAUGCCCCAGUUUUCACAGAAUGAUUUUAAUCCUAUCCCUCAGCUCGUGUCUGUUCUUUGUAGAACGGAAUAACUACAUUCCAGGUACCAGUCAGGGAUUAAAUUUAUUAACUCAUUGCAGUCAAAAGCCCAACUUAUGAAAUAAUUAAAUAAACAAAAAAACACCCCAAUGCUUUUGGAGGAAUACCUGAAGAAUAUGCUGCCAGUCUGUUUCUUUAGAUUAGUAGUUCUGAAACAUGGAGCUGCCAGGAAACAUCAGUAUGUUUCUGUUAGUUUUGAGAUAUGUCCCAGCUGAUUCUAAGAGAAAACUACCAAAUUUGCCAGUAAUUUCAUAAAAAGUAACUAGAGUCAAUUCAAGAUUAUUCAUAUGACAGUGUUGUCUUCGGUAUUCUGUAAUGUGAUGUGUUUUGUCAAGACAAGAGAAAGAAGAGGAGUUAGAAUCCAGAAACCAACAUGGCUUAUUCAUGUGGCUUAAUGGGCCACACUUCCUAGUACACAGGAAAUGCCUGUGCCAAUUAGAGUAAAAGUAAAAGCCCUCUUUCAUAGUGUAGUAAGGAACUGUUAAUUGAAAAAAGCAGGUUAAAGUGAGGAAUUAUUAAAAGUUAUAUAAACAUUUAACACUUCAGUUGUACACACAAAUGUAUAUGCAUUGAUUAAUCUUUUCAUGUAGGGCCAAAGCUUUUUUCUUUUUUCUUUUCUUUUCUUUUUUUUUUUUUCUUAGUUUGGGUCUGCCAGUUAUCAUUCUGCUUUAUUUACCUUGUACAGAUCACACUCAUAAGUUCAUAAUACACUUCCUACUGUUUCCAGUUUUGCUUUGUUUUAAUUAAUGAGAGAAUUGAAUGACACUCAGGCAGCAAUUAGAGCAGAAGCCUAGAUUUUUUUCCAAUCUUUUAUAUUUAUCUUGCCCACACCUAGUUGGACAGCAGUCUAGCAACUUUUAUCUAGUAUUUCCAAAGUAUUCAGUUUGGUUUGUUUUGUCAAACAACAAACGUGUACUUCAUUGGUUUAUGUAAAAUUUGUAUUGGACAGACUUUGAGGCAACCCUCAUGAUACCUGCCUUCUGAUGUUCACACUUUUGCAUUAUCCCUUCCCCUUGAUUGUGAACAGGACCUAUGACUGACUUGCUUCUAACCAAUGUGAUAGGGAAAAGGUGAUGGAAUUUCACUCUCAUGAUUAUAUUAUAUUAUGUAAGACUGUCUUGCUAGCAGACUUGUUCUAGAGACUAUACUUGCUGGCUUAAGAAAGUAAAUAGCCAUGUUGGAGAAGUCCACUUGGCAAGGACCUAUGGACAGUCUCUCAAUAGGUAAGGGUGGCCCCUAGCUAACAGCCACCAAGAAGCCAGGGUCCUCAGUACUAACAGCUAAAAAGAAAUGAAUUCUGCCAGUAACCUGGGUUAGCUCAGAAAUAGAUUCUUCCCUAGUCAAAUAUCCAGAUGAGAACCAUCCUGGACAACACCUUGAUUGCAGCCUUAUGAGACCUGAGCAGAGGACCCAGUUAAGUCUUGCUUGGAUUACUGAGCCACAGAAACUGCAAGGCAACAAAUGUGUGUUGUGAAUUGCUAGGGUAUGGUACUUUGUUACUCAUCAAUAGGAAACUAAUAUAUUAAAGUAUCUAUUUCCAGUAGUAACUGCAACUGGCAAACAUAUUUGGGACCUAGAUAACCUCUGGUAAGCAUGAUACUCAGCUGCUUGCAGUGUAAGGCUGCAGGGAACACCACUAGCCAAGAGCAUUAUGGGUGCACAGAUAUCACUCACUGUGUGUUGCAGAGGAAAUGUAGAGAAAAGGUUGGCAGGUUAGUUCAGUAGAGGCCAGUUACAAAGAUGUCUGAUACACUGAAGUGCUGAGUUGUGAUUUUUUAAGUCAUUUCCUACAGCUGAACAAAUAAGUAAAAUUUUAACAAGAAAACAAGAAUAGAUGAGGAAAGUAGAAGUGGUAAUUCAUUUAGGUAUUGUAUAUGAGUGUAGGAGAGCAAGAUUGAUGCCAGGGACUUUUCUGUUAGAGAUAUAUAAUAGCGAUAAUACAAAUAAAUUACAAAUGAAACAUAAUAGUGCUAUUUAUAUUAAUAACAAGUUCAUAAACUUUAAAAUCUAUAUCUUAUAGCAAAACCAAAGUAAGUACUGUUUGUGUUUAUUCUUUAUAAUAUGUUCUUGGAGGCUUGGGGAAAAUAAUAUUUUUUUAAAAUAAUGUUCAAUUUUUUAAAUUACCUUAGUUAUACUUAAGCAUUUUUUCUUAUAAAAUGACUUUUAAAUGUUUAAAUGGCUGAUUUUACUACUCAGUGCUUAUAAAAUGAUUUUAUGAAAGUCAUCAAAUAAUAAGCUACCAUAUUUGACUUUCUGGAAAAAAUUACUUGGUUACAUUAAAACCUAGAAUCAUCAGAUUUGGGAAUUUUGGUUUUAUAGCUAUAUGUGAAUCUUUUCUGCUCAUAUUACGUGUGAAUUUUAUCUGCUCGUGCCACAGUAAGGAAAAAAAUAGGUUGAAAUAAGAAGUCUAGAUCCUCUGCAAAUCUAACCCGUAGAGCCCCACCCCUAUUGUCAGCCUGGGAGUCUCUGGGCAGUGGUCACCUGAUGAGGUGCCCCCUUGUUUCUCUUUGGGGUUCUCAGGGAGGUGAGUCUGGGGCGGGUUAGGUAGGCAGAGAGGAGGCUCAGGUGGAGUCAGAAGCCAAGGUAAAAACCCUGAAAGUGUUCUGAGGGGACUACCUGCUCAGACCAAGGGACCCCAUGGAGUUCCAUUUCUGUUGUCAGUCCUGGGUAGGCCCAGGCAGGGGUGGCAUCCUUUCUGUGUCAGAGCGAGAGGCCCCCUCAGCCCUCACUCUGGAUAAUCACCCAGAUUCCAGGCACAUUCUCCUCUGCUGACCUGAGGGCCGCCACUCAGACCAAGGCCCACACCUCCCUGAGACCCCUGAGGAGGAAUUGAGGGAAUAUGACUUCUGGCUCCCUCUGCCCAGGACCUCCAGGACUGCCCACGUUAUUUCGAGAAGUACGAAUAAUGAAGAUACUGAAUCAUCCUAAUAUAGUAAAAUUGUUUGAAGUUAUUGAAACAGAGAAGACUCUCUAUUUAGUCAUGGAAUACGCGAGUGGGGGUGAAGUAUUUGAUUACUUAGUUGCCCAUGGAAGAAUGAAAGAGAAAGAGGCCCGUGCAAAAUUUAGGCAGAUUGUAUCUGCUGUACAGUAUUGUCAUCAAAAGUGCAUUGUUCACCGUGAUCUUAAGGCUGAAAACCUUCUCCUUGAUGGUGAUAUGAAUAUUAAAAUUGCUGACUUUGGUUUUAGUAAUGAAUUUACAGUUGGGAACAAAUUGGACACAUUUUGUGGAAGCCCACCCUAUGCUGCUCCCGAGCUUUUCCAAGGAAAGAAGUAUGAUGGGCCUGAAGUGGAUGUGUGGAGUCUGGGCGUCAUUCUCUAUACAUUAGUCAGUGGCUCCUUGCCUUUCGAUGGCCAGAAUUUAAAGGAACUGCGAGAGCGAGUUUUACGAGGGAAGUACCGUAUUCCCUUUUACAUGUCCACAGACUGUGAAAAUCUUCUGAAGAAAUUAUUAGUCCUGAAUCCAAUAAAGAGAGGUAGCUUGGAACAAAUAAUGAAAGAUCGAUGGAUGAAUGUUGGUCAUGAAGAAGAAGAACUAAAGCCAUAUACUGAGCCUGAUCCAGAUUUCAAUGACACAAAAAGAAUAGACAUUAUGGUCACCAUGGGCUUUGCACGAGAUGAAAUAAAUGAUGCCUUAAUAAAGCAGAAGUAUGAUGAAGUUAUGGCUACUUAUAUUCUUCUAGGUAGAAAACCACCUGAAUUUGAAGGUGGUGAAUCAUUAUCCAGUGGAAACUUGUGUCAGAGGUCCCGGCCCAGUAGUGACUUAAACAACAGCACUCUUCAGUCCCCUGCUCACCUGAAGGUCCAGAGAAGUAUCUCAGCAAAUCAGAAGCAGCGGCGUUUCAGUGAUCAUGCUGGUCCAUCCAUUCCUCCUGCUGUAUCAUAUACCAAAAGAGCUCAGGCUAACAGUGUGGAAAGUGAACAGAAAGAAGAGUGGGACAAAGAUGUGGCUCGAAAACUUGGCAGCACAACAGUUGGAUCAAAAAGCGAGAUGACUGCAAGCCCUCUUGUAGGGCCAGAGAGGAAAAAAUCUUCAACUAUUCCAAGUAACAAUGUGUAUUCUGGAGGUAGCAUGGCAAGAAGGAAUACAUACGUCUGUGAAAGGACCACAGAUCGAUACACAGCAUUGCAGAAUGGAAAAGACAGCAGCCUUACGGAGAUGUCUGUGAGUAGCAUAUCUUCUGCAGGCUCUUCUGUGGCCUCUGCUGUCCCCUCAGCACGACCCCGCCACCAGAAGUCCAUGUCCACUUCUGGUCAUCCUAUUAAAGUCACACUGCCAACCAUUAAAGACGGCUCUGAAGCUUACCGGCCUGGCAGUACAACCCAGAGAGUGCCUGCUGCUUCCCCAUCUGCUCACAGUAUUAGUACUGCGACUCCAGAUCGGACCCGCUUUCCCCGAGGGAGCUCAAGCCGAAGCACUUUCCAUGGUGAACAGCUCCGGGAGCGACGCAGCGCUGCUUACAAUGGGCCACCUGCUUCACCAUCCCAUGAAACGGGUGCAUUUGCACAUGCCAGAAGGGGAACGUCAACUGGUAUAAUAAGCAAAAUCACAUCCAAAUUUGUUCGCAGGGAUCCAAGUGAAGGCGAAGCCAGUGGCAGAACCGACACCUCAAGAAGUACAUCAGGGGAACCAAAAGAAAGAGACAAGGAAGAGGGUAAAGAUUCUAAGCCGCGUUCUUUGCGGUUCACAUGGAGUAUGAAGACCACUAGUUCAAUGGACCCUAAUGACAUGAUGAGAGAAAUCCGAAAAGUGUUAGAUGCGAAUAACUGUGAUUAUGAGCAAAAAGAGAGAUUUUUGCUUUUCUGUGUCCAUGGAGAUGCUAGACAGGAUAGCCUCGUGCAGUGGGAGAUGGAAGUCUGCAAGUUGCCACGACUGUCACUUAAUGGGGUCCGCUUCAAGCGAAUAUCCGGGACAUCUAUUGCCUUUAAGAACAUUGCAUCAAAAAUAGCAAAUGAGCUUAAGCUGUAAAGAAGUCCAAAUUUACAGGUUCAGGGAAGAUACAUACAUAUAUGAGGUACAGUUUUUGAAUGUACUGGUAAUGCCUAAUGUGGUCUGCCUGUGAAUCUCCCCAUGUAGAAUUUGCCCUUAAUGCAAUAAGGUUAUACAUAGUUAUGAACUGUAAAAUUAAAGUCAGUAUGAACUAUAAUAAAUAUCUGUAGCUUAAAAAGUAGGUUCACAUGUACAGGUAAGUAUAUUGUGUAUUUCUGUUCAUUUUCUGUUCAUAGAGUUGUAUAAUAAAACACAAUUGCUUAAAACCUUGUAUAGUUGUCUAGAUUUCUGCACAUGAAUGUACGUUUGAUGCUUUGAUUUGAAAAUGUUCUUCCCUGUUACUUACAUUCUGGUGGGUUUUUUAAAUUCUUACCUCCAUCAUGCAAUUUUGAAAAUUGUGUCCAGAAUUAAAAGUGCAUAGAAAUAGUCUUUACAAAGUUGUAGCAUGGACCUUUAAAAAUUGUUUUAAAAUCAUAUUUAAAUUUAAACCAGAAGCUGAAAAAUAGAUCAGCUUUAUUAUACACAAAAUUAUUACUGCUUAUCUUUGCUCUUUUCCUUGUUAUCCCACAAGGUUUAGUUGAGAAGAUACAAAAUGUUUACAGUGUUGGCACUUAAGAGUUUUUAAAUUCAAGUACAUGAAAUUCAAUAAUAGCAUUGCCUUGAGCUAACUAAGAAGUACUGGGGAAAAAGUUAAAUCUACAUCAAGUUUCUUUUGAACUUUGAAGUGUUUUCUGACCCACUGCUAAUUGUAGCAACAAAAUUUAAAAGAAAAAAAACAUACUUUAUCUGGCUAUUAUAACAUAAAUUGUCACGUAGGUUUGCUGCCUUCAGCAUACCGCAAUAUAAUUGCGGGAAUAUAAUAAUAUUGGGACUGUUUCAUAGCACAAACUCAUCUUUACAGUGUUGAUCAAUGCAUCAGUUAAGAAAUAAUGCCACCUCAGGAAUUAACUGGCAUUGGAAACAUUUGCCUCAUUCUCCUCCUAUCCUCUUCAUUCACCCCUGCCACUGUAAUAUCUAUAAGUACUUAAGAGACUUGUGAGCAAAACAUACUAUUUAUAACAGUAUAUUAUUGAUUUAUGCUUAUGUGGUUGUUGAGUUUGUUCCCAUGUAACUCGUUUGUUUUAAAUAUUUUGCCAGAUUUCUUGUAUUUAUUCCACAUCAUUAUGCCUAUAAUGUGCCGCUUUGUGAUUGGGCAUUUGCCUACUUUUCUUUCAUAAUUAGUGAUAUAUGCGAUGUAAAAACCACUAGUAAAGGUACAUUUUAAUACUUGUUAUUUUAUACUGAAUUAGCCUUGGAGGUUGACUGUGCAAUGUUAUUUACUGUUGUAAUUACUGUAAUAUCAACAUAUGGGCCCCAUCUGCACACUCCUGAAAAAUAGAAAGUGUAUUCAAAUUUUAUCAGUUUAAAGAAAAUAAAGCUGUGAUAAAUACUGUAAUUCCAACCUACAUUAGAAGGUCUAAGUGUAGGUGAUGUGCCAUUCCAUAAUGGCUUCCAGACUAGGGUGAAUUUUACAUUCUGUACUGUACUGUGAUGUAGCUUUCUUCUGUAACAGUUAUGUUCUAAAAUUAAGUGAGGUUUUUUUUUGUUUGUUUGUUUUUUGCCUUAGCAAAGGGUGGUGUUUGAAAAAAAAAAUGUGUAGCCCCUUUUUAACCUAGUGUUCAUUCAAAAAAAAUUGAUGCAAAUCUUUAUUCACUUUCACUGGUGCACACUGAAAUUUUACUUGAACAGUUCUCAUAAUAAAGCACUUGUCUUUUGCUCUUUAUCAGAAUGUGAAUUACCUGUUUUCUAGUACAAAAGUAUUCUGUAUGAGGAGUUUAUUGUAUGUGUUCUAAAUUUAGUUGGCAAAAGGUGAAGCUGUGAAGGUUUUCAAGAUUAUUGAAGCUAUGAAGGUUUCUUGUCAUUAUGACAAGAAUAUUUAAUCUUUUUAUAGGAAUUCCUGUCACUGAAAUACUUUUUUAAAAAAAUAGACCUCCUGCUGUGUUUUCCACGGUAGAAACUGAUGUUUUUUUACAUUUUCUCACUGUGGCCAACUCUUCUGUGUUUGUAGAAAGGAAUUUGACUUCAAUAUCUUUUAUGAACUAAAAAUGAAAUCUUGAUACUCACUUUAGAUUUUUCGUUUUAUGUGUUCAUGACAACAAAUAUUUUUCAAAGGUUUAGAGGAAUUUUGCAAUAUGUUUGCAUAAAUAAAUACCAGUUUAUGUUCACUGGCUAUGUGAUACCAGGAUUUCCUUGGCUUCUGUUGAAAUAUUAUUUGAUAUGACAUCCCUUAUAUUAAAUUAAUUAUUUUGU